Molecule: messenger RNA, 522 nt
Organism: Entamoeba dispar SAW760
Lineage: Eukaryota; Evosea; Mastigamoebida; Endamoebidae
Exons: 1
Coding region: 1-522 (173 amino acids)
Source: RefSeq, a predicted model, not a curated record
AUGCAAACCGAGAAUUGUCCUAUUUAUUGUUGUUGUAGAGAAGUCUUAAGAACAUUAGAAGAAAGAAAAAAGAAGUCAAAUAAAAGAAAUUUAUGUCAACGAAGAAGACAUAUUGAGGCGUUAUGUUUUUACUAUUUAAAUCAAAAAGGAUAUUCGUUAGAAUUCAAAAAGACAAGCACUACUAAGCCAAAUGAAUUUAAAGUACUAAUAAUCAAAAACCAAAAAGAUGAAAUUAUUUUUAAUAGAAAAACUAUUAAAGAACAAGCUAUAAUCAAUGGACUUACUGGUUAUGAAAGAAAAAAAUUCAUUGAAUUUAAUACUAUACGUAAGUUAGUUAGAGAAAUAGAGCUUCAAGGUAUAUUUAUUACUUUUCAAUCACUAAGAAGUUCUACUGAUAUUGCUCAAUUAACGUUAAAUGAAAAUGUAGAACAGCAAGUUAAAACAACUGGAAAAGAAUGUUUUUGUAAAAUUAAUGAACUGAUUGAAGAUGAUUUAUGUGUAAUUCCACCUUACUGUCUCUAA